Molecule: messenger RNA, 2744 nt
Organism: Dermochelys coriacea (leatherback sea turtle)
Lineage: Eukaryota; Metazoa; Chordata; Testudines; Dermochelyidae
Exons: 8
Coding region: 111-611 (166 amino acids)
Source: RefSeq, a predicted model, not a curated record
GCUCAAUCUGCACCAGGACCGACCCGCCCUGGCCUAGGCCGCGCGCUACGAGCGGGAUUCUGCGCACUGGCUGCGGACCGAGCGCCGAGCUAGGCAGAGCAGCGGCUGGCAUGGAGCUGCUGGCGCUGCACACGCGACGGCGGCGAGCGGCGCUGCUCCCACACCAGCCGCCGGCCGAACCGGAGCGCAAACGAGUAUGCAAGAGUUUAGAGCCCAUUCCAAAUGAGAGUGAUUUUUGCCACCAAUUAAAUGAAUGUGCUAUGGAUUACUGGACUAUGGAGCUGGAUUCUAAACAGAAAGAUUUUUCAAAAUCAUGGAAGCAAAGGUACUGCCCAGCCUUGCCCAAGAUGUAUUGCAGGAGAAUCUGGACACUUCAACCAUAUUAUGGGCUUCUAGAAGGAGAGCCUGCAAAGCGGCAAUGUUCGGUUUCUAAAAUUUUUAAAACGUCUGCAGAUGAGCGCCUACAUUUUUCUGUUACAGCCAUACCAUAUAGAAAAGUCUCAUUGUUAUUGUUCACAUCUGCUUUGGAGAGAUUAUACUACAGAUUAUUUUCAGGAGCCAGAAGUUUUGGAGACAAAAAAACACUGGAUUGCUUUAAAAUCAUUGCAUGAGUAAGUAGACUUUGCACAGGAUAUCUCUGUGGAAGUUGAAGCAAAGAACUACUCCAAGCAAUUUUUGGCAAGAGUGAAGGGCACCUGUAGUGGGUAGGCCUCAGCAACUGCUACAGACCAUAGAUUCUGUCAAUAGUAUCACCCUGCUAUCUGAGGUUUUACAGCCUGCAGGUGUGUGCAGGGUUAGACCCACAGCCAGCUGCCAGCCACUCUCAGUAAAGGUCUACUGAAUUUAGAACUCUUCAAUUAAUUGCAUCUCAGUUAAGACUCUUUUGAUUAGGCUCCAUUGAUUUUUUUCUUAAAAAAAACAAGGAAGAAAAUUAAAUUUAAGAGCUACACAUGAUCCAACACGAUGGUUUAGAAAUUAUUUACUCAUGUGUCAGAAUUCCAGAAGCUAAGGUUUCUGGCACAAUGUAGGGUUUUUUUAUGCCCAUUUUCUUUAUUAAAUAUACAUUUUAAUAUUUGUUAUUUAAAUCUAUAUCAAAAUAGGGAAGAGGUACAAUAUAGGCAAAUUAAUUUUGUAGGUUUUGAAAAUCCUUAUUUUAAAGUGCUUGAUAUCUUGACCUUAAGUUUGCAUUCAUGCUAGAUUUUGCAUGUAAUAUUGUCAAGCAUUUGACCAUGGAAAGCCAGUUAUAAUACAAGGCUAGAAGGAGGUUUUAUGGGUGAGAAUCUAUUAUUCUGAAUAGUAUUAAUUUAAAAUUUUGUAAAAUGAAUUUGGAGCUCAUGAAAGGAGAUUAAUGAUCUUUGUUUAUCUACAGAAUAGUUCCAGCGUGGGCAGAACAAUGAAGGCCCAGUCUGUGUAUCUCAACCCUUUCUAGAAUCAUCCAGGCCAAUGGCACAGAAUUCCUUCUCCUUGUCCUUGGUUUCUCUGCUGAGAUUUCCAAUCAGUGCUAAAUGUAAUGGUGUUUUGUGAUUUAGACACUUGCCCUCUAGGAAGUAGACUGAUACCCCCCCAACUCCUUCUAUAAAUUGGUAGACCACUGAACAACCAGCAAAUAGCAGUAACUUUGGAUCAUAAUCUCUAUCUAAGUACUUAUAUAGCACUCAUCACCAUAAUAUUUGAGUGCCUCACAAUCUUUAAUGGAUUUUAUCCUGCAAUUACCCCAAAAGGGGUGGAAGUAUUAGGCACAGGGUACAUUGAGAGACAUAUCCAAGAUCAAACAGGAAAUCUAUGGCUAAGCCAGGAAUUAAACCAAGGAUUCCUGACACCCAGUCUAGCGCUCUAUCCACUAGACCAUCCUUCACCAUUACAAAUCCAAUUCAGUCAGCAUCACCCCCACCGAAAUAUAUUCUGAAUUUAAAAACAUUUCAAUAACUUAAUUAUUCAUUAUAAUCAAUACUCGCAUACAAAUAAAAUAAACUGCGGUCUUGUCUUCCUACAGCUGGAUCUUCAGCUUUAAAAUUAUGUCAUUACCUCACUGUAUGACAACUUACACUUUCAAAAAAGCUCCAUAACUGAGGCUAUACCCAUGCAUCUUUACAUACCAUUGGGGUGCUAUAGCAACUGAGCAGCUUGUUUUCUCAUACCAGAACGAAGCACCAGAGAACUCAAAGAAUAGUUGUCUUUAUACCUAUAGAAAAAUAGUACAACAGCUUUUUAUUUAAAAUCCACCCCAAAUCGCAUCCAACAUAUUUUCUCUUGUAAUAAUUAUGCAAUCGUGUUAUUUCAGAAAACUGCAUAUAAAGUAAGUUCUAUUAUGAUUAAUUGUCCCAGUGGUUUAUGGUAACAUUUUCAAAGUUCCAGAUGGUCACACAGGGUUUAGUUUAAAAGAGUGUUGCACAUUAUUAGAUUUUCUGAUCGUGUGCUCUUUUGUGAUUCAGCAAACCUCUUCCUCUCCACACAACUGGCAUCCUCUUUAUUAUACACCCAAGAGGUAUGCAAGUCAAAAUGGAGUGCACUCAGAUGAAAAAAAAAUGGUAUUCCCAGUCAGACAUGCAGAUUAUAAAUUCCUUAUGCAGUAUAAACAAAACAAUGAGAAUUACAAAAGUUGCAGUGUAAGAGCUAUGCCUAUGACACGUGCAAGCUAAAAUAGACACUGGCAAUUUCUGUAUUGUUUUGCUAUCCUUCCCAUAACCCACAGUAGAAGACUCCCUGUAGGAACAUGCUCCAAUGUUAGCCUAACUAAAGCCCAC